UUCACAAGUCUAUAUAUACGAUACGUUAAGUGUUCAUCAUUAAUACCAAACCAUUUCAUACAAUACUAAACAUUCACAAUCAUAGUUAUGAUGAAGAGACAGAGAGAAAAUGUAGUAGAAAAAGAGAGCAUGGAUUUAGCAACAAAUCUAAUGUUACUCUCAUCUCAUCGUACCCAUCAACAAGAAAACAACAAGACAUAUUCUCAAAUGGAGUUUGAGUGCAAAACAUGUAACCGCAAAUUCUCAUCUUUUCAAGCACUUGGUGGUCACAGGACAAGUCACAAGAAACUCAAACUUGAAGGAGAUGAAACACUCAAAGGGAAUAUUCAUAUGACUAAGGAACCAAAAGUGCACAAGUGUUCAAUUUGUGGACAAGAGUUCAAAUUGGGUCAAGCUUUGGGUGGACAUAUGAGAAGACAUAGAAUUAAUAAUGAAGAGGUUUCUUCAUCUUCUAUGAAUUAUCAUCAAGUGAUAGCAAAAUCUUCUCCUGUUUUGAAAAGAUCGAAUAGUAAAAGGGUUAUGUGUUUGGAGCUGGACUUGAAUUUGACACCUUUAGAAAAUGAUUUGAAGUUCUUGUUUGGAAGUAAAGCACCACAAGUAGAUCUCUCUUUGUUUUGAUUUUAGUAUCUCAUCAGAUUUUUGGACAUAUUAUGAUCAUCAUCUUUGUAUUUUUCAAUUUUUGUAUGUAACAACAUUUAUAGAUUAAUUUAUUGAGUUUCAUUGGUUAA
Messenger RNA from Lathyrus oleraceus (garden pea), 728 nucleotides. Its product is annotated as zinc finger protein ZAT11-like. The coding region runs from base 88 to 618 and encodes 176 amino acids. The record is from RefSeq and is a predicted model, not a curated record. Gene Ontology annotation, biological process: response to chitin; response to stress. The transcript has a single exon. Lineage: Eukaryota; Viridiplantae; Streptophyta; Magnoliopsida; Fabales; Fabaceae.